UGUGAGGAUUUUCUCUAAAUCCCUCUUCUGUUUGCUAAAUCUCGCUUCCCUCUACAAAAAACCACAGUGGAAGAGCCUGGAACAAAGUCUGAAUAUUGAAAUGUGACAUUGCUCUCCACAUCUCAUCCUAUUUCGCGCUGGAUUUUUUUUUUUUUUUAUGACUUCAAACACAUUGAUUUUGCUGGUCUUUGUAGUUUAGGGAUCCAUGGGGAUGUCCAGCAGGCAUUCACUCUUCCAUCAGUGGCACUUGUGUGACGUCUUCAAGUUUAAGAUGUGCUCUUUGUCCUGUACCCAUGUGCUCUACUUGCUCCUGUGUGUUGUGUGCCUGACUCAGGCAGCUGCAGCCGGCUCGGAGACUCUGUGCGGAGCUGAGCUUGUGGACACUCUUCAGUUUGUGUGCAAGGAGAAAGGCUUCUAUUUCAACAGACAAACAGGCUAUGGGGCCAGCACAAGGCGGCCACACCACAGGGGCAUCGUGAACGAGUGCUGCUUUCAGAGCUGUGACCUGAGGCGGCUGGAGAUGUACUGCGCGCCUGUUAAGCCAGCCAAAUCCUCACGCUCUGUACGUGCCCAGCGCCACACCAAUAUGCCGAAAGCACAAAAGGAGGCACGUUCGAGGAAUUCCAGCUGAGGGAACACAGGCAACAGAAACUACCGGAUGUAGAAGAGCAAAAUCCAGAGUAAAAUAAAUUAUAAUAAUAACAAUAACAAUUAAUAGAAGAGGUGAAUGUGCCAUUGCAGAAUGGUUCACUGUAUUGUUCAUGGAAACUGGUGAAACAUAAUAUAAAUGAGUUCAAUAGUAGAAAUGCAGUGGAGGGCUUUCUGCUGUUUAACAGUGCAAUUUGAUAUUGGUAGGAAAAUCACUUUACUAAAAAUGUAUUGAAGCAAUAUCGCCACUAAGAUCUGGGCUGUGAUGUGUGACUCCGUGGCUGUUGGUUUCAUUUCUGUGCACCAGCCAUUUCAGAGCAGCUUCUGGGUAUCCUGGAGUUCAUAUGGCUCUGCUCAUGUAGACCUUGAGCAAAUUGGACUGGCUCCAGAGUAACAGCAGGGCUGGAACAAUGGAUAAGGACUUGAGGACAAAUAGGAUCAAAUACAGCAAUUAUUGUUAUUUUAUUUAAAACACAUAUUGACAACCCCUCCUUCAGGAAAACAACAAAUAAUUACAGUAUGACAUGAAACAUAUCAACACUUUAAUUCUGUGUUGUCGUUAUGGUAGAGUACCGCGACAGCUCUAGUCAUACCAUCUCAACUCUUUUAGCCAAAGAAGAAACACUGGCUAGCAGUGUAUCCAUUUUACCUUAAACAAUUUUGUUUCUUUUUUUUAUGUUGUUGGAAAAAACUAUUUGGUAAUCUGUGGGAUUACCAAAUUAAUGAUUAAGACGUAAGCAUGUAGGUGCUGCAAAGUGAAUUUGCACCCAACAAGUUUAGACAAACAUGAAGUUUUUAUUGUGCUCUGUGCCUGACUGGUCAGUGCCAUUCUCCCUACACUUUCAUGGAAGCUAAAUUCACAACCACCAAUUGAAACAAAUCUUAAUCUGGAAUUGGUACCCAAAAUGCAGCAGGCUUGUACAUGAGUAAUGUUUAAACUGUAACGUGAUUAAUGAAGAUUAAUGAUUAAUGAGCCCUGGAUUGCAUUUUGCCUUUUUUAUCAGUUUCGAUAAGAACCUUGGCGUCUAUGACAAUGACUUUGGGCACACAUUCCCGGAAAGGCAGGUGUAAUGCAUCUGUCUGAGACCGUCCACUGAGCCUCAUUUACGAAAGGGCGCUACACCUUACGGUGCAUGAUAAUUGCAAUUACUGUGCGUGUUAAUGAUUUCCGUAUUUAUUAAUGCAAUUGUAUUCAUUAUCGCGCAAAAUAGUGGGCAUAUUAUGGUGCACACUAAUUUUUAUUGUGCCAUAGUAUGGUAAUCAUAAUGAAUAUGUGAUUUGUAUGCAUGAUAAUCUAUUUAAAUGAAGCAUCCUUCUCUGAAUAAUGAGAUGAGCUUCAUUCACACAUUAUUUACUAAAGGGCAAUAAUUGUAUUAUUGUGCACAUUAAAGUGAGCAAUAAUUAGUUUGUUUGGACACCAGGCUUUAGCCACUGAUAGGCUUAUGAAAAUUUGAUUGAAUGGAAAUAUCUGGCAGCAAAGGCCAUUUAAGACUUGGUGGGCCACACUGUAAAUAUAUAUAUAUAUAUAUAUAUAUAUAUAUAUAUAUAUAUACACACACACACACACUGUAAUGUA
This is a messenger RNA of Polyodon spathula (Mississippi paddlefish), 2224 nucleotides long. Its product is annotated as insulin-like growth factor I. Bases 206 to 631 code for a protein of 141 amino acids. Gene Ontology annotation, cellular component: extracellular region. Lineage: Eukaryota; Metazoa; Chordata; Actinopteri; Acipenseriformes; Polyodontidae. The record is from RefSeq and is a predicted model, not a curated record. The transcript is spliced from 4 exons. Gene Ontology annotation, molecular function: growth factor activity; hormone activity.